This is a messenger RNA of Aspergillus clavatus NRRL 1, 1425 nucleotides long. RefSeq names its product LLM class flavin-dependent oxidoreductase. The transcript has a single exon. Bases 1 to 1425 code for a protein of 474 amino acids. The record is from RefSeq and is a predicted model, not a curated record. Gene Ontology annotation, molecular function: monooxygenase activity; oxidoreductase activity, acting on paired donors, with incorporation or reduction of molecular oxygen. Lineage: Eukaryota; Fungi; Ascomycota; Eurotiomycetes; Eurotiales; Aspergillaceae.
AUGCCUAAACGACUGAUCAUCAACGCGUUUGCGAUGCAAUCGCCCUCCCACCUCAACCCCGGCCUCCACCGAUACCCCACCGACCAAGGCCCCAACUACAAAUCCAUCAAGCACUGGAUCGCGCUGGCCCAGAAGCUCGAAGCCGCCAAGUUCCACGCCAUCUUCUUUGCCGAUGUCCUCGGUGGCUACGAUGUAUACAAGGGCCCCGCCAACCUCGAGCCCACCAUCCCCGCCGGCGCCCAGUUCCCCAUCAAUGACCCCCUCUACAGCGUCUCGGCCAUGGCCGCCGCGACCGAAAGCAUCGGAUUCGGCAUCACCGCAAGUACCACCUACGACGCGCCGUACGCGCUCGCCCGCCGCUUCUCCACGGUGGAUCAUCUCAGCGAGGGCCGCGUGGGCUGGAACAUCGUGACCUCGUACCUGGAUUCGGCGGCGCGGAACUUCGGGCUGGACACGCAGGUCGAGCAUGACGAGCGGUACCGCAUCGCGGACGAGUACCUGAACGUCACGUACCAGCUGUGGGAGGGCUCGUGGCGCGACGGCGCAGUCAACGCCCGGGAUGGCGUGGCCGGAUACGCGGAUCCCCAGGCUGUGCGUCAAAUCAACCACAAGGGGAAGUACUUCAAUGUCCCCGGUCCGCAUCUGUGCGAGCCGAGCCCCCAGCGCACGCCCUUCUUACUGCAGGCGGGGACGUCCACGGCGGGCAAGGCGUUUGCGGCGAACCAUGCCGAGGCUAUCUUCCUGCAUGCGCAGAAGCCGGAGCUGGUGCGUCCGUCGGUCGACAGUAUCCGAGCGCAGGCGAAGGAGUUGGGCCGUGAUCCGUCCGCGAUCAAGAUCAUUGCCGGGUUGUUGGUCAUCGUGGCGGAGACGGAUGAGGCCGCGCAGGCCAAGUUCGAGGAGCUGGCCCAGUAUGGCGAUACGGAAGGCGCACUGGCGCUGUUUGGCGGAUGGUCCGGUUACGAUCUGUUCAAGUAUGCCGAUGACCAGGAUUUCCGAUUUGUUGAGCUGCCUGCCGUCCGAAGCAUGGUCAACCACUGGGCCAGCACGGUGCCUGGGACCGAAGGGAAGAAGUGGGACAAGAAGACCAUUGCUGAAUAUCUGAGACUGGGAGGCAAUGGAGCCAAGGUGAUUGGAAGUGCAAAGACCGUGGCGGAUGAAUUGGAGAGAUGGGUCGAAGUAGGAGACGUGGAUGGCUUCAACCUCAGCUAUGCCACCAUUCCAGACACGUUUGACGAUAUCAUCAAGUAUCUGCUGCCGGAACUGCGCAGACGAGGUCUGUUCUGGGACGAUUAUGCGGUGCCUGGAGGGACCCUACGGGAGAACAUGUACGGCGAAAAGGGACAAAACAGGCUGCCAGAGACACAUCCUGGCGCGAAGUACUUUUGGCGCGAGGGAGAGGAGGUCCCUGCGUAUGCGAAAGAAUAG